This is a messenger RNA of Chinchilla lanigera (long-tailed chinchilla), 1855 nucleotides long. RefSeq names its product TAF3 RNA polymerase II, TATA box binding protein (TBP)-associated factor, 140kDa (gene Taf3). Gene Ontology annotation, cellular component: transcription factor TFIID complex. The transcript is spliced from 5 exons. The record is from RefSeq and is a predicted model, not a curated record. Bases 91 to 741 code for a protein of 216 amino acids. Gene Ontology annotation, molecular function: protein heterodimerization activity. NCBI's taxonomy places the organism in Eukaryota, Metazoa, Chordata, Mammalia, Rodentia, Chinchillidae.
UUAAUCUUCAUGAGCUAGAAGACUACAUCCACAACAUUGAGCCUGUCACCUUCCCACAUCAGAUCCCUGCGUUCCCUGUGAGCAAGAACAAUGUCCUCCAGUUUCCGCAGCCUGGAAGUAAAGAUGCAGAGGAGAGAAAAGAAUACAUUCCGGACUACUUGCCACCCAUUGUGUCUUCUCAAGAAGAUAAAAGUGGAACCGGUCGUUCCAGCCCCAAGUCCAGUUAUCCCCAGAUUGACUCUGCGAGUUGGUGCUGGCCAAGACAAGAUUGUCAUCAGCAAAGUGGUGUCAGCCCCAGAGGCUAAGCCAGCACCUUCUCUGAACAGACCGAAGACACCACCCCCCACCCCGGCUGCUGUCCCCGUGCACAUGAACCCCACCCCGUUGCCGCUGCCACUCCUACCCCAGGCCACGGCGUGCCCUGUUCUGAUGCCAUCUCUGGCCCCUGCCCUGGUGGCAGCGGGCAGCUCCAAGGCGCCUGUGCGGAGCGUGGUGACCGAGACCGUCAGCACUUACGUGAUCCGAGACGAGUCGGGCAAUCAGAUCUGGAUCUGCCCUGGGUGCAACAAGCCCGACGACGGGAGCCCGAUGAUCGGCUGUGACGACUGUGACGACUGGUACCACUGGCCCUGCGUGGGGAUAAUGGCAGCACCGCCGGAAGAGAUGCAGUGGUUCUGCCCGAAGUGUGCCAACAAGAAGAAGGACAAAAAGCACAAGAAGAGGAAGCACCGAGCACACUGACAUCCCUGGAGGGCGGGGAGCGGCGGCAGCUCGGCCCCUCCCGCGCCCUCCCUCCCUGGCCGGAGCCGGUGGGCUCUCUGCCUCCCGGGGCCGCGGAUGAGGAUCCCGGGAAGACGGAGGCCGGCACGGCCGCUCGGAGCUCCGGAUCCCGCCGCCCCUUCCCUUCGGAACACACUCGCCUGCGGGUCCAAGGCCGGGCGCGGGGCUGCAGCAGGGCGCCGCCUCGGGGCUGCGCACCUCUGUCUGUCCGUUACCAGUGACAAGUAUUAAUAAAGGCUGUACCUCGCCCCUUCGGUUUCCUCUGUUACCCGCAAGGCCUUUUCAGUAGGGUUAGGUGAGAAGAUAAUGUCAGCCGCCUCGAUUGUAAGUUAAGGGUGAUAUCAGUAACCCGUACACGGUCAUCAGCUCCUUCCCUCCGCAGUGAGAUAAUCAUAACAUGAAAGAAAACGCUAGUUGAGGAACAUCAGUACAUAUUUUUGUGAUGAGAAUAUAUGAAGCUUCCCCUCCGCCCUCGCCCUGUUUUUAGUACUAACAUGUAAAAUGUUCAGGCUUUUGUGAAAUACCUUCUAUUUUUUAAGAAAAAGGUUUCUAUCAUGUCCUGUUUGCUCCUGUGCAGAUUAUUUUUGUUUAUCCUGAUGUAUUUUAUACCUUUGUUGCAGUCUAAUUUGCCCUCCUUUCAACCGCUGGAGUCUUUCCUCCUGCGUGUACAUUUCAUCAACUUGUAUAGAAACUUCAUACUAAAAAUUCCCCCUCGUGUAAAUAAUAAAUAUUUAUGAAGUAGUUAUUUUUAAAAUUUUUAUCGUGUUUAAUUCUGGCUUUCUCCGAAAUCCCCUGCGAUUUCAGCCACGUCUGUAAUUAAUACUGUAGCGAGCAAAGGCGACAGCGGGGAGAGGCCGGGUGCAGUCACUCCCCGGGCCGCGGCCUGCGCCGGACCGUGCGGGGAGAGGGCCCGGCCCUGGGCAGGAACGCCGGCGCUGUAAAUCUAGAGCUCAUGACUGGGGAUUGUGUCCUUUGUCAUCUGUUUUGCUUCUGUAAACUUACUUGACUUUUAUUAAAAGGACAUGUAGUUUCCAUGAAAGUAAAAAGAAACAAACAAAAAAAGCCCAUAACUGUA